AUGUUUGUUACCGGUACCGACGAGGAUGCCGUUCGUGCGCACUACUUGUACGGCGGGCGCAUCGAUAGCGCUCAAAUAAGACCGUUGCCGUGCGCGCCGGGCGAACCGGUGAGAGUAGCCCGGUACAUCCGGCGAAAUAUCCAAGAGGACGAGGGAGGAGAACGGCUCGAGUCGAUAAACAUUGAGGAGCGACAACCGCCGAUCCCGGAGCCGGUGUCGGUCAUCCAGUCCGGGACGUCGCCGGCCGUUCGUAAACUACCGGCGGACGUGACCCGGACGACGGCGCGGGCUCGCGUCCGUCAAUUAUUACCGUCGACCGGGUUCAACAGGCAACCGGCAGCGGUACCGUGCACUAAAAGGCGCCCGCCCGCCUAA
This is a messenger RNA of Cinara cedri, 375 nucleotides long. Lineage: Eukaryota; Metazoa; Arthropoda; Insecta; Hemiptera; Aphididae. The record is from the annotation of a GenBank genome assembly.